Messenger RNA from Halteromyces radiatus, 465 nucleotides. RefSeq lists its product as uncharacterized. The transcript has a single exon. The coding region runs from base 9 to 320 and encodes 103 amino acids. NCBI's taxonomy places the organism in Eukaryota, Fungi, Mucoromycota, Mucoromycetes, Mucorales, Cunninghamellaceae. The record is from RefSeq and is a predicted model, not a curated record.
AAGAAGAAAUGAAAAAACAUUCACAAAAUGGUGAAUCGUCACAUCAUCAUCAUCCUAUCAAAGAAUUAUUUUCUUCUUUACAAGAAUAUAGACCUUCUUUUUUAUACUUCCUAUUUGGGUUUCUUUUCCCACCCUUAUGGAUCAUUGGAGCUCUUUACAUGAAACGAUCAGAAGAUAAACUAGCCAAAGCGGAUCUUCAAUGGAAGAGACGAUCUCAACAUGCAUUGACUUUAUUCUUAUUGGCCGUAUUGUUAAUUAUACUAUCUAUUCUAAUAUUUAAGCCCAGUGCGCUUGGAUGGAGGAAAAGCAACAAGCAAUAAUCGUUAAAAAAAAAAAAUAUCCCCCCAUUUCUCUAUGUAGCAUUUGUAGUAUUAUUUAUUGUUAUCAUUACCCCAAAUCAUCUCCAUCUGUCCUCUUCAUCAACAUAUCCCAAAAAGGAAAUAGAUGAAAUAAAGUAGGAACAUA